This is a messenger RNA of Cryptococcus wingfieldii CBS 7118, 507 nucleotides long. Its product is annotated as ATP synthase F1, epsilon subunit. NCBI's taxonomy places the organism in Eukaryota, Fungi, Basidiomycota, Tremellomycetes, Tremellales, Cryptococcaceae. Bases 1 to 507 code for a protein of 168 amino acids. The record is from RefSeq and is a predicted model, not a curated record. Gene Ontology annotation, biological process: proton motive force-driven ATP synthesis. The transcript has 4 exons. Gene Ontology annotation, molecular function: proton-transporting ATP synthase activity, rotational mechanism.
AUGUUCGCCGCCAGACUCGCCCCCGCCCUCAGGGCCCUCCCCCGACAAGCCUCGGCCGUAAGAAUCGCCCGCCGUGGCUAUGCUGAGGCUGCCGCCGACGGCAAGCUCUCCUUGAGCUUGGUCCUCCCCCACCAGUCCCUUUACUCUGCUACUGGUGUCACCCAGGUCAACAUCCCUGCCGCUACCGGUGACAUGGGUAUCCUCGCCAACCACGUCCCCUCCGUCGAGGCUCUCCGGGCCGGUGUCAUUGAGGUCAUUGAGGAGAACGGCCAGCCCAGCAAGAAGUGGUAUGUCUCUGCUGGUUUCGCCACUGUCCACGCCAAUAACACCCUCUCCGUCAACGCCGUUGAGGCUUACUCCCUCGACAAGUUCUCCCCUGAGAACAUCAAGGCUGCCCUCACCGACGCCAACCGAGUCCUUGGCUCCAACGCCCCCGAAUCCGAGAAGGCUGAGGCUAGGAUCGAGGUCGAGGUCUUUGAGGGUCUCCAGGCUGCUCUCGCCAAGUAA